This is a messenger RNA of Mesorhabditis belari, 1179 nucleotides long. NCBI's taxonomy places the organism in Eukaryota, Metazoa, Nematoda, Chromadorea, Rhabditida, Rhabditidae. The record is from the annotation of a GenBank genome assembly.
AUGUUUAGAUACACCGGCCGAGAGUGUGAAGUGGUGAAUAUGGGAUCGUAUAACUAUUUGGGAUUCUCGCAUAAUGAUGGACCGUGUGCAAAAGCGGCCGCACAAAUCAUUGACCGAGAUGGAUUGCACGCAUCGGCGACGAGAAGCGAAGGAAGCAUGUUGAAGGUUCAAGGAGAAUUGGAGAAAUGUGUUGCCCGAUAUCUUGGAGUAGAAGAAGCGAUUUGCUUCCCGAUGGGUUUUGGAACGAAUUCGAUGAAUAUCCCGGCUCUUGUUGAUAAGAAUUCCCUCAUUCUCUCCGAUAAACUCAAUCAUUCCUCUCUUGUCAUCGGUUGUCGCCUUUCGGGAGCUCAAAUCAAAGUUUUCAAGCAUAACAGUGCAAAGGAUUGCGAGAACAAGUUACGUGAUUCCCUCUGUCAGCCAAAUCCGAAGACAGGAGAGAAAUACAAUAAGAUUCUGAUUGUGAUUGAGGGAAUCUACUCAAUGGAGGGAACAAUUGUCGAUCUGCCUUCAUUCAUUGAAGUCAAAAAGAAAUAUGGAGCCUAUCUCUUUUUGGAUGAAGCGCAUUCUGUCGGAGCUCUCGGUCCAACUGGAAAAGGUGUCGUCGAGUAUUGGGGAUCGAAUCCACGCGAUGUUGAUUUCAUGAUGGGAACACUGACGAAAAGUUUUGCCGCAGCUGGUGGAUAUAUUGGAGGCGCAAAGAGAGUGAUCGAUCAUCUUCGGGUGAAGAGUGCCGGCUCAUGCUAUGGAUCAGCAAUGUCGCCACCAAUUAUCGCGCAAGUGAUGAGCAGUAUGAAGAUAAUGUUGGGCGAAGAUGGAACAGAUAUCGGAAGAAAAAAAGCUGACAAUCUAUUGAGAAAUUCACGAUAUUUCAGAUCAAAGCUGAAGGCUCUCGGUUUCAUGGUUUACGGUCACGAUGACAGUCCCGUUGUUCCAUUGAUGACUUUCUACACCUCAAAAGUCGUAUGUUUUGGCCGUGAAACUCUUCGUUGUGGCGUUGGAGCAGUGCAGGUCGGCUACCCAGCUACUCCAUUCACGAAAGCGCGUAUUCGUUUCUGUAUCUCGGCCGAUCACACAAAAGAACAAUUGGACUUUGUUCUGCGACAAUGCGAUCACAUCGGUGACGCGACGGCCACCAAAUACGCAAAAGCAAAUUUGGAUCUCUUUAGAAAAAUUGACUAU